GCAGCCCGCGGUCUGCCGCGCGUGCCUGUGUGCCCGAGGAGCCGCCCCGGGGAGGAGACCCGGCGCGGAGUUGUCCCCCCAGGGGAGAGCCGCAGCCCAGCCGCGGGGGUCGGGCGGCCUGGAUACGCCGGACCCAGCCCCGCGGCCGCGGACGCCCGGCGGCGGCGAAGUUUGGCUGCUGAGCAGCGCGGCGCCGGGCCACUGGGGUGCGGGAGCGAUGCCCGUGGGGGGCCUGUUGCCGCUCUUCAGCAGCCCCGCGGGCGGCGGCCUGGGCGGGGGGCUCGGCGGCGGCGGCGGCGGCGGCAGGAAGGUGUCGGGCCCCGCCGCCCUGCGCCUGACGGAGAAGUUCGUGCUGCUGCUGGUAUUCAGCGCCUUCAUCACGCUCUGCUUCGGGGCGAUCUUCUUCCUGCCGGACUCCUCCAAGCUGCUCAGCGGGGUCCUGUUCCACUCCAGCCCCGCCUUGCAGCCGGCCUCCGACCACAAGUCCGGGCCCGGGGCGCGCGCCGAGGACGCGGCCGAGGGGCGAGCCCGGCGCCGCGAGGAGGGGGCACCCGGGGACCCGGAGGCCGCCCUGGAGGACAACUUGGCCAGGAUCCGCGAAAACCACGAGCGGGCUCUCAGGGAAGCCAAGGAGACCCUGCAGAAGCUGCCCGAGGAGAUCCAAAGAGACAUCCUGCUGGAGAAGAAGAAGGUGGCCCAGGACCAGCUGCGUGACAAGGCGCCGUUGAGAGGCCUGCCCCCGGUGGACUUCGUGCCUCCCAUCGGGGUGGAGAGCCGGGAGCCCGCCGACGCCGCCGUCCGCGAGAAAAGGGCAAAGAUCAAAGAGAUGAUGAAACAUGCUUGGAAUAAUUAUAAAGGUUAUGCCUGGGGAUUAAAUGAACUGAAACCUAUAUCAAAAGGAGGCCAUUCAAGCAGUUUGUUUGGUAACAUCAAAGGAGCAACUAUAGUAGAUGCCCUGGAUACACUUUUUAUUAUGGAAAUGAAAAAUGAAUUUGAAGAAGCAAAAUCAUGGGUUGAAGAAAAUUUAGAUUUUAAUGUGAAUGCUGAAAUUUCUGUCUUUGAAGUGAAUAUACGCUUUGUUGGUGGACUACUCUCAGCCUACUAUCUGUCUGGAGAAGAGAUUUUUCGAAAGAAAGCAGUGGAACUUGGGGUAAAAUUACUACCUGCAUUUCAUACUCCCUCUGGAAUACCUUGGGCAUUGCUGAAUAUGAAAAGUGGUAUUGGAAGGAACUGGCCCUGGGCCUCUGGAGGCAGCAGUAUUCUGGCAGAAUUUGGAACCCUACAUUUGGAGUUUAUGCACUUGAGCCACUUAUCAGGAAACCCCAUCUUUGCUGAAAAGGUAAUGAAUAUUCGAACAGUACUGAACAAACUGGAAAAACCACAAGGCCUUUAUCCUAACUAUCUGAAUCCCAGUAGUGGACAGUGGGGUCAACAUCAUGUAUCAGUUGGAGGUCUUGGAGACAGCUUCUAUGAAUAUUUGCUGAAGGCCUGGUUAAUGUCUGACAAGACAGAUCUGGAAGCUAAGAAGAUGUAUUUUGAUGCUGUUCAGGCCAUUGAGACUCAUUUGAUCCGCAAGUCUAGCAGCGGACUAACUUACAUUGCGGAGUGGAAAGGGGGCCUCUUGGAGCACAAGAUGGGCCACCUGACCUGCUUUGCAGGAGGCAUGUUCGCACUCGGGGCUGACGGAGCUCCCGAAGGCAUGGCCCAACACUACCUUGAGCUCGGGGCUGAAAUUGCCCGUACCUGUCAUGAAUCAUAUAAUCGAACAUUUAUGAAACUGGGACCAGAAGCUUUCAGAUUUGAUGGUGGUGUUGAAGCCAUUGCUACAAGACAAAAUGAAAAAUACUACAUCUUACGGCCAGAAGUUAUGGAGACUUACAUGUAUAUGUGGAGACUGACUCAUGAUCCAAAGUACAGGAAAUGGGCCUGGGAAGCUGUAGAGGCCUUGGAAAACCAUUGCAGAGUGAAUGGAGGCUACUCAGGCCUGAGGGAUGUUUACCUUCUUCAUGAGAGUUACGAUGAUGUGCAGCAGAGUUUCUUCCUGGCAGAGACAUUGAAAUAUUUGUACCUAAUAUUUUCUGACGAUGAUCUUCUUCCACUGGAGCAUUGGAUCUUCAAUAGCGAAGCACAUCUUCUCCCUAUCCUCCCUAAAGAAAAAAAGGAAGUUGAAAUCAGAGAGGAAUAAAAAGACAUUUUAUAUUUUA
Piliocolobus tephrosceles (Ugandan red Colobus) is the source of this 2204-nucleotide messenger RNA. It is a transcript of the gene MAN1A1, whose product is annotated as mannosidase alpha class 1A member 1. Gene Ontology annotation, cellular component: endoplasmic reticulum; Golgi membrane; extracellular exosome. Gene Ontology annotation, molecular function: mannosyl-oligosaccharide 1,2-alpha-mannosidase activity; calcium ion binding. Gene Ontology annotation, biological process: mannose trimming involved in glycoprotein ERAD pathway; carbohydrate metabolic process. The transcript has 12 exons. The record is from RefSeq and is a predicted model, not a curated record. Bases 218 to 2185 code for a protein of 655 amino acids. Lineage: Eukaryota; Metazoa; Chordata; Mammalia; Primates; Cercopithecidae.